Molecule: messenger RNA, 1050 nt
Organism: Hibiscus syriacus
Lineage: Eukaryota; Viridiplantae; Streptophyta; Magnoliopsida; Malvales; Malvaceae
Exons: 7
Coding region: 274-930 (218 amino acids)
Source: RefSeq, a predicted model, not a curated record
AACAGACAGCGUUGCUGCAUUACCGGUGUGGUUUUCAAUUUCUUAUCGACGGGAUUUGAAUAGCGGCCGUAACAUUGAGUUCCGGCCGUUGUUUUGCGGUUUUGGUUCGAUCUUUCAUAACAACCGCAAUAAAACAAAAUCAAGAUCGAAAAGGCGAAAACUCAUCCGGGAACGCCGUUUAGAUCUCUUUGUACAUUGUAUUUUCUUUGCAGAUAUCUUUUAAUUUUUUUUGGCUUUUUCGUAUUUAGCGUGUGAAUUUGAAUUCUCGAAACAAUGAAUAUCGCCGAAAGGGGUGAAAAGAUGGCUGUCCGUAAGGGCUAUAUGAAUGAAUGGCAAACUUCUCUCUUGGACGCCGUCAAAGCAGAUUGUGCAUUCUGCAUGCUUGCCGCGUGCUGCUCCCAGUGUGUUUCAUUUGACCUGCGGAAACGAGCACUCCACAAUGAAAUGUCAAGGUACGAGUGCUGUGCUGGUUACAUGCCUUGCAGCGGUAAGUGUCAAGAAGACAAGUGUCCAGAGUUCUGUCUCUGCUUGGAGGUCAUGCUUUGCCUCGGCAACUCAGUUGCGUCGACUCGCUUCCUUCUUCAAGAUGAGUACAAUAUACAGACCACUGAAUGUGACAACUGCCUCAUUUCAUUUAUGAUCAUUCUUGGACAAAUUGCAUGCAUAUGUCGUUUGCUAGCUUCUCUUACCGGAGAUGACGAACUUGAGGACUUAGCAGAGUUAUUGACCUGCAUUUCGGACAUGGUUUAUUGCACGGUCUGCGCUUGUAUGCAGACUCAGCACAAGGUUGAAAUCGACUACAGGCACGGCAUGCCAGGCGGCGGUGCGUCUGCUAUGAUGAUGGUUCCUGAAACGCAGCAGAUGUCACGGUUCGACCAGCCAGUGCCUCCGAAUAUACGACAACCAAUUGGAGUUCCACCUGCACAAUAACCGCCAUACGGCCAAUAUCCUCCCGGACAAUAUCCACCUGGACAAUUUGGACCUCAACAAGGAAAGUGGCUGCAGGCUCCUCCGCCUUAUGGUUAUGGAUAUCCACCGGGAUCACCUCCA